GAAAAAAAAUCUCCAUCUUCUUCCAUCUCACACCGCAAGCCUACCCUUUACGCCCUCUUCUUCUCUUAAAACUCUAUAACCAUGGAUUCUAUAUCCUUUUAAAAUAUAAAAAUCAAAAUACUCCCAAAAAUAUUCUACCCUAUAAAAGCCCCAACACAAAGUUUUCCAUCCCUUUGCUGUCACUGAAAACAACCGAAACCUUUCCCCUUUUACUCUGAUUUGGCUUCCAGUUAUCGACUAGUAUUAGUAAUAGAACAAGUAUCAGAGAGAGAGAGAGAGAGAGAGAGAGAGAGAGGAAUGCCGCUAGGGAAGUAUUACUGCGACUAUUGCGAUAAGCAAUUUCAAGACACUCCUGCUGCUCGAAAACGCCACUUGCAGGGCCUCCAGCACCUCCGUGCCAAAGCUCAAUGGUUCCACUCCCAAAACGCCCAAGAUCUUUAUCAAACUUCGGUACCACCCUUUUCGAAAGGCGUCUGCAAUCGCUUCCUUAAUACAGGAUUUUGCCAGUACGGAGAUAACUGUAAAUACUUCCAUCCCAACAAUGAUUCUCGGACCCCAAAUCCUCCACUUUCAACUGCACCACCAGGUGGUGUAGAGGGAAAUGGAAAUGGUAUGACAAUAUCGUGGGGUAAUCUGCCCCCAUCCUUAAAGCCCCCACCUGAGGCUGGAUAUCCACCUCUUCCUUUUGUGGAUUGGGGAUAAACUCUCUCUCUCUCUCCCCCUUGCUCUGUUUCUAGACACCAAUUUCCUCAUUUAGUUUCUUCAUUUGUUAAAGCUGUAUCUUCUUGUUUAUAUUAUUAUUACAUAUUAGAUCACCCACUUUCAUUUCCCUGUUCUUUCUCCUUUUACAUUUCUUGUCAUCAUGAGUAUGUCAAUACCUUGAUAAUGGGAAUUCAUUAUAUUACACAACACAGUUGUCUAACAAAUCUAAAAGGUGAAGUGUUAUGGUUCAAUUGAUCCUUGGUUCAGUUUAGUUUGUGCAUUAUAGGAACAAAUGGUAAGAAUGCAAGUGAGAGUAUGAAUGUUGUAUGAUUAGGUGGCGGAAUUUGAGUAGACUUCCAAAGCCUAUCCAUAAGCUUCAGAGCUUACUGACAUUUAGAGAUUAUUUGAUGUUUCAAAGCUUCAAGUGCCUGUCUGAUCAACCUCAUAUUCGUAGAGGAAAUUCAACCUGGUAAUUGGAAUUCGCUUCAGUUCUUGCACUUCUUUGGUUGCUAAGGCAUUGAAAUAUUUUGUUUAAAGGGAUGCAAAACUUCUCGUCUCUUAAAUUUCUGGCUGAGUUGCUGUACGAGUCUGAAAUUAGAGGAAAUUGCAAUGUGAGGGAUCUCUGUCUGGGUUACUCUUACCCAUUUGGAGGUCAUUGAAAUCUGGGAUUGCACCAACUUUGAGGCACUGGUUUCAUAAGAUUUUAUUUUAUUUUAAUUAAUUUAUAAAAUGUUUAUAUAUUUAGUUUGGAUCC
Gossypium raimondii (Peruvian cotton) is the source of this 1456-nucleotide messenger RNA. Its product is annotated as zinc finger CCCH domain-containing protein 3. Bases 298 to 702 code for a protein of 134 amino acids. The record is from RefSeq and is a predicted model, not a curated record. Gene Ontology annotation, molecular function: nucleic acid binding; zinc ion binding. NCBI's taxonomy places the organism in Eukaryota, Viridiplantae, Streptophyta, Magnoliopsida, Malvales, Malvaceae. Gene Ontology annotation, cellular component: U12-type spliceosomal complex. The transcript is spliced from 4 exons.